GUGAAAUCGUUGGAUACAGAUCUCUGUAUGUUAAAAAACAAUAAUAUAACCUAAAGAAGUUAUUAGGUGAUGACACUUAAUUUUGUUUUAUCAGAAUUUUAUAAAUAAAUUAAUACAUAAAGAUGAAUAAUUCAAAAAAAAUUAAUGUCAACUUUUCUUCACUCGUGGGGUUAAAAGCUGAAUUGCUCCGAAAACAAAUGGAAGUUCAAGAUGCUAAAGCAAAAGUAGACUCUACUACUUUACAAGUACCUAAAAUCAAGUUAAAAAAUAAAAAAAAGAAUGUUUCUAAAGAGAAGACAAAUAAAGUGCCUGAAGUCACAGAAAUAGAAGAUGUAAACAUGUUAAAAAAAUCCAAGUACAUGCUUCAAGCUAAAUCUAAGUUGUAUGAGAAACUUAAAAAAAGCCAUGGUGAUGGUGAUCAUCAUUAUUUAGUAGAUUUUGAAAACAAAUCUGAUGAAUCCGAAGACGAUAUUCAUAAAGAAGAAGAUUAUGAUGAUGAAAAUUCCGAUCCAGAGGAAGAUUGGGUUGAAUAUCAAGACUGCUUUGGACGAACAAGGAAAUGUUUGAGAAGAGAUUUACCUAGAAUGAUGGAUAAAGAUAAUUUAGUCAAGAAAGAAAUAACAAAAGAUCCUCCAGAGGAACAUCAACAAGUUGAAAAACCUAUAUUUAUUGAGCCAGAAAAAGAGCCAGAAAUUGUUAUGAUGAGGAAAAAAUGGGAAGAGCAGACUGAAAGACUAUCACAUAAAACAGAUAUUCACUAUCAAGAUAUUUUAUUCGAUGAAGCACGAAGUCAUGGUGUGGGUUACUUUGCUUUUUCUCAAGAUGAAUCUGAAAGAGCAAAACAACAAGCAGAAUUAGCAAAAUUACGAAAAGAAACAGAAGAAAGGCAAAAAGAGCUUCAGAAAAUUAAAGAUUUGAAACAAAAAAUGGAACAAAACAGAUUAAAAGCAGCAAGAAUUCGACAAAGAAUAAGAGCAGGGCUUCCAGCAGAGUCUGAUGAUGAAAAAACUGUUGAAACAAAUUCAGAACAACCUACUAAGGAAUUAAGUCAAGAUAUGAAUGCAGUUACUUUACCUUCAAAAACAGAUGAAUCAGAUGAAAAUAGUGAGCAACCUGAAAAAGAAGAACAAAGCUUAGCAGUUAUUGAAGAUAAAAUCAAAGCAUUUGGUGAGCUUUUAGGCAAAAGACCAAAAUGGCACGAAUUAUCACAAGAGGAAUGGAUUGAAAAACGUCGUAAAGACCGACAUGGAGAAUUUGCUCCUGUUUAUGAUAAUUUUAAAAGUGCAGGAUUUCUCAAGCAAGUUCAAGAAAAUAAAGAUUAUCAACUUCUUGUAAAAGAAAGUAAUAGUAAUGAUCCUUUGAGAAUCCCUGGCAGUGGCCCAGAACCUACUGACUUAUGGGAGUCUUCAGGUAUAAUGAGUCGCGAACAAAAUGAUCCUGUCAGUAAUGAAACAGAUCAAUCAAGUUCAGGACAAAAUGUUGACGAAUUUAACUCUAUGAAAGAUCAAAAUAUCAGAGUGAAUAAUGCACUUCAAAUUCAAAAAAAUCUUCUAGAAACCUCUGUACCAGUUUGUCCUGUACCUCCACCAUUAUUCGAUACUUCUAUAUCUCCUCCUUCUAUUAUUAGUGCAAUUCCUCCUUUACCUAUAAUUCCUUCAAUGCAACCUUUAGUAAAUUCAAAUUAUAUCCCUAUACAUAAUGACUUUUAUCAUGUUCCUCCUUCUUGUCCCGAUGCUUUUAUCAGUAAAACAUUAUCAAAUCAAUCAUUGUUAAUUAAUUCCAACACGAAAAAUUCCCUAAAUCUGGAUGAAAAUGAAGAACACAAAGAUAAAUCAUGUGACAAGUCUGAUAGUGAUGAUUCAGAGAUUAUUGGACCUAUGCCACCAACAUUGUUAAUCGAUAAUAGUGAAGAUCUUUCACAAAUUCCAUUGCCGAGUGAUAGUAAUGCUUGUAUAAAUGUAAACAAGACGAUUAUAAAUGUCAAUAAAGAGACAAAUCUAAAUGUUGAUAGAAUUGCAGCAGGACUUAAAUAUUUAAGACAACAAUUUGAUAAUAAUCACCACAGCUAACAAAUAUAUAGAAUAUUUUUACAAUAAUCAAAAUCUAAUUAGAAUUAGUCACUCUUAUAGUUAAACAUAUUUUUAAAGUACUUGUGAUGACUGUAAAUAUAGAAUGAAAAUUU
Messenger RNA from Chelonus insularis, 2182 nucleotides. Its product is annotated as coiled-coil domain-containing protein 174. The record is from RefSeq and is a predicted model, not a curated record. The transcript has a single exon. Lineage: Eukaryota; Metazoa; Arthropoda; Insecta; Hymenoptera; Braconidae. Gene Ontology annotation, cellular component: nucleus. Bases 123 to 2069 code for a protein of 648 amino acids.